ACAAUAACAUAGGCCACAGAGCAGAUAACAUAGCCCUUAAUAUUCCCAUCAUACAAAAUUGAUAAAUUUGACCCAAGUUUCAUGACAUAAGAAGCGAUUUUCCAGACGAACCGAUUUGGAACGCUUCAAAAUGUCUAACAAAUACCAAAUGAUGGAGGCGGAGAUGAGCAGGUUUGAAGCCGAAAUUGGAGCACGACCAGCGUCAUUUUCAAAGCCUCCAUCCGGCAGUGCACGUUCGACUCUUCCGCCGCCACCAAUGCCACCAAUGUUAAUUCCUCACUCUGUCCAUAAAUCUGCAUCUCUUCAGAAACCGCCAUUGUUUCGGCCAAGCUCUGUAACAGCAGCUGCAGGCAGCAUAGCGACAGUUUCAGCAACACCAAAAAUUUAUAAAGCACCACCCCCACCGCCUGUUGCAUUCGCACCGCCAGUCUUGAAGAAACCUGCACCGACACCUUUAUCAAUGGAAAUAAAAGGACUGCCGCAAGCCAAAAAACCUCGUAAGGUAGACAACCUGAAAAAAAGCAAGGAUGACGGUUUGCCUGCAAAUGUUGGACCUUCCAUUGACUUGGCAGAGAUUGGCUACAAGAAGGCCAGGGAAAAGAGACAGGAGAAGAUUGAGAAAGCUGGUGGAAAACGUAUCAUUAGGCAAGGUGGAAAUCAAGUUUGGGAAGACACAUCCUUGCUUGACUGGCCAGAUGAUGAUUUUAGAAUAUUCUGUGGUGAUCUUGGUAAUGAUGUCACCGACGAAGUGCUUACCAGGGCUUUUAACAAGUAUCCUUCAUUCCAAAGAGCCAGAGUGAUUCGAGACAAACGAUCUAACAAAACCAAGGGAUUUGGAUUUGUUAGCUACAAAGAUCCGCAAGACUUCAUACGAGCUAUGAAGGAAAUGAAUGGUCGCUACGUGGGCAGUCGUCCCAUUAAACUGCGAAAGAGCGUUUGGAAGGCGAGAAACAUCGAGGUGGUACGCAAGAAGGAAAAGGAAAAGGCAGCCUUAAUUGGCAUGCUGACUGGACGCUAAUGGAGGCGAUGACAGUUCAAGCAAGUAGUGUAAGCGCCUCUUUGAUCUUUGAACGUAAAAGUAAGAAAGUGAAACUCACGUUCGUCUAAGGACAUUGAUUUUUCUUCCUGAUAAUAUUAUUUCCUCAAUUGAAUUCAUUGCGUGAACAAGAUUAAUGCUAAUAUUGUAUCACUCAGUGUCUACACAUCUCGUUCAAAUCUAAUUCGUGUUCUGUCUAAUUCAAAUUUUUUUCACAAACAUGAUGUCAAUAUUUCACAAAUAAAAUGUUGCCUUGGCUCUUUACUGGA
Molecule: messenger RNA, 1305 nt
Organism: Cloeon dipterum
Lineage: Eukaryota; Metazoa; Arthropoda; Insecta; Ephemeroptera; Baetidae
Product: RNA-binding protein 42
Exons: 7
Coding region: 131-1018 (295 amino acids)
Molecular function (GO): mRNA binding
Source: RefSeq, a predicted model, not a curated record